Anopheles nili is the source of this 522-nucleotide messenger RNA. RefSeq lists its product as uncharacterized. Lineage: Eukaryota; Metazoa; Arthropoda; Insecta; Diptera; Culicidae. The transcript is spliced from 4 exons. The coding region runs from base 1 to 522 and encodes 173 amino acids. The record is from RefSeq and is a predicted model, not a curated record.
AUGACUAAAGGACGAACGUGUGGAUGGCUUUGGAGCCCCCGUUUUCAUGGGAUCGUGGUUGGAUUACUCGCCUUGGCCAACGCCACUUGUUCCAUCAUGGCUUCGACCUAUCUAAGGAUAAAGUUCGAGGAUUUCCAGAAAGUUCCAGAUAAUCUUUCCCUGUACUAUCGGUACGCCACGAUUGAUAUCAUAUUCGUAGUUAUCAUAGUCCUGGUGGUUAUCGCCUACUUUAUUGGCAUUGCCAAGGUUAAUGAGUACUACAUCAUACCGUUUGGCAUUCUGCUGUUGUUGGAUUUUAUGGGCUUCGUGGCGACGGAAAUGGCCACCACGCUCAACAGCAAUACUCCCGAACUUUUCCAGGGUCGAACACCUGGUACCCUACUCGAGAUGGGUGUGUUUGGUUAUAUGUUCGUGGUUGUUUUUUACUUGUUCCGGAAUCUGCAGCGCGACCGGCGAAUGCACGAGGAGCGGUUACGUGGAUAUCGUAGUUUGAGCAGCAGCGCCGAACACAUUGCAAUGUGA